GGCGCAUCACCAACCUUCGUUUGCUCCUUCUUCUUUGUGCCGUCGGUGUGCAUUCUGUAAGUUAUUCUUCCCAUUUCCUCCUCCUCCCUAAUCUUUAUUUUUGACCCCCUUUCCGAGGGUUGCAUUCGAGCGAUCCCGUACUUUUUCCCUUAUCACCAUUUUCCCGGCUCGCUACCGGUGCAGCUUGUUUUCUACUCCUUUUUUUUUUCCCUUCCCCUUUCUUUCAUUUUCUACCCUUUUCUUCCCCUAGCCCUCCCUCUCUCUUACUUGCUAGUAGUGGGAUUAGUAGUUUGUCUCGACCGACAUUUGAAUUGCUCGCUAUUCCUCCGUGUUUGUGUGCGGGUUCCCCCCCCGUAUGGUUCGUUCAUCCUAGCAAAGCAACUCUUACCCUGCCUCCCAGAUAAAUCGUAUGGUAUUACGGCGGUAGAGUAGAAUAGUCACUGACCAGCGUCCCGAACCUCCAGCCCCCUCCCCUCCUCCGCUGCCAGACACAAAGCUCAUCACACUCGUUUUGGCGCCCAGUCGUACUCGUCUGCAGCAAAAUUAACCUGCACUCACACUCCCUUUCUCUCUUUCUUCUUUCACUCCCUCUCACUCUCUUUUAUUGCUUUUUCCUUCUUCCUUCUCACUCUCUUCAAGUGUUCUCUGCGGAAAGGCUUUUGUCGUUGCCCCCCCCCCCCCUCCUCCGUUCCUUUGUCACUUCUGCUGCUGCGCUCCUAGCUACUGGCUUACUGCGCUGCGCUUCCCUUUGACGCUUGGUGGAAGGAGGACGCUGUCUCAACGCAAAUUCCCCGACAACUAGAGCCUCAAUAAACUAGAGGCGAUAUCCGAGCAACAGGUACUCUGCAGCGACAAUAUUGGAUUAUCGAGCUGUUCGUGUUGUCCUAAACAGAGUGUAAGAAGUGUGCCCCUCGAUACAGGUGCUUGGGUUGCUUCUUUGUCUACCCUCGUGCCGCGUCUCGUGUGUUUAGUUACAUUGCUACUUUUGAAACGCUUCCCUCGAGUUCAAUGAAGCCAAGGCUAAUCCAUUGAUUAUUCGCAGUGGUCAGGUUCUUUCGGAACAAACAAAUUUGCGAUUCUGUUCGACGGCGAUUAUUUUCGUCGAUAAAUCGAACUGGAGAGUUUCGUAGAAAUAAUUUUCGGAACUUGUGGCUGUCUUGACGCUUGAUAUCAGCCUGAGUUUUUGCUGUUGACUUUGGUUGGAGUUCUGCUCCGUGAGUUUCAUCGUGCACCCCUUUACUAUUGUGCCGCCCUACAAGUACCCAAUUCUAUAACAUCCACUUGUUCCCCCUGACCUUGGAUACCUUGGGUGCAGUGGCCACCGCUGACGCAUUUCCUUUUCCAUUCUCCUUCAUAGGCCCCACGUUCUUUUCACCAGGCUCUUUUUUCUUUCUUUCUUGCAUCGUCAAGUCCACUCGUUUCAAAAGGCAUUAUAUCACGCUAUCUACACAGCUGGGUGCGCGGGAUCUGACAACCUAAAGUCAGAACAUCGGACUUUUUUUUUCUUUUUUUUCUUUCGGGAAUAGGGAAGGGGAUCGCGUACAAAGGUGGUGCGUAACUGGUUCGAGGAAAGCAGUGCACAGUCGCGAAAAUGAAGGCCCCUCGAAAUGUCUUCACCGUUGCGGUUCCACUGCUCUCGUCACUCGGUCCAGUUUUCGGAAUCGGCCACGCAAAUGCAGUCCCGGUGAAUAACCCUGUGCCGAAUUCACCAAGGUACUACUUCCCCAGGCAUGUUAAGCGUUCGGUCGAGAAUACGACAAUACCCGCCCCUCCGCCGUCAACAGGCGAAGCACGUACCACAACUUCUGAUCGCAAGGACCUUGAUGGCUUUCUGUCAUCUCUAUUUCCUACUGCUUCAAGGGGGUCGACCGAUGCUGUAACUUCAGUAAUUAAGGUCACGACAACCGUGGAGGAUCUGCCAACCUCAGCUCCAAUAUCAAUGACAACCACUGAGCUUCCUCCUUCCGUAACCUCGGCCAUUCCGUCGCCAACCUCGAUUAUCGAUUCUGUUACUUCGGCCGUCACAACGCCAACCACGGUUAUUGGUUCUUCGACUUCGGAUGCAGGUUCUUUAACCUCGAAGCCGAUCGCGGCGCCUACGGAUACUAGUGUCCCACUGAGCCCAACCGGAACCACGGACACGGCGGCGCCGACUACCACACCCAAGUUGGACCGCCCCCCAUUCGCAUCAGUCUCGUCACUCCUUAGCUCCGUUCAAUUGCCGGAUACGACAGCAGACACAACUGCAACCGCGGCAUCAACUACUGUUCCUCGCUCCUCUCCUACGAGUGCUUCUGGAUCAUCUCAGGGUGUAACGUCGGUACCGGACGCGAUUGUAUCUAGUGUUGCUACUGCGGUGUCUACUAGUCUUACCGGUUCUACCGCUUCUUCAAGUGGUAGGAACUUGAUUUCUUUUAUAUAUAAAUUCUUUUCUGUGACCAAAGACUGGAAUGCUAAUUUGUUCGUAGGAACGGCCCCUGAGACACCCACGCUUUUGCUUCCAACCUCAGUGCUUCCUACCACCCCGUCCCUAAGUUCCUCUUUAGUGUCAACGGUCCUCUCGUCGCUGCCUAUCGAUGCUUCUAUUACAUCAUUGUCUACAACCUUACCAACGGAUGCCUCUAAAGUACCGACAAUUUCCUCAGCGCUGCCUACCGAUACUUCUAUUACAUCAUUGCCUACAACCUUACCAACGGAUGCCUCUAAAGUACCGAUAAUUUCCUCAGCGCUGCCUACCGAUACUUCUCUUACAUCAUUGCCUACAACCUUACCAACGGAUGCCUCUAAAGUACCGAUAAUUUCCUCAGCGCUGCCUACCGAUACUUCUCUUACAUCGUUGCCUACAACCUUACCAACGGAU
Molecule: messenger RNA, 2860 nt
Organism: Tuber aestivum (summer truffle)
Lineage: Eukaryota; Fungi; Ascomycota; Pezizomycetes; Pezizales; Tuberaceae
Source: the annotation of a GenBank genome assembly